GUCUCCUGGAUUCCAAAAUCCUACAGACUUUGAAUUGAUGGUGGCCCUUCAUGACCACUGGGAGUGGAAGAGGAGCCGGCAUACCAGGAAACUGACAAAUGUGAACUGCCUUCAGUCUUGACAUGUGGAACAAAGAGAACGCCCAAACAUGGCAUAUGAUAAUCAUGGAAAUCACAAAAAAUGUAAAUAAUGAGGAGAUCAAAAGGGUAUACCAUAGGCUGGCCUUGAUGUUUCUUCCACAGAAGGAACAAGACCUUGGGGUUCUGGAGAAGUUUGCUGAACUCGUGGAGGCCUAUGAUAUUUUAAAUGACUAUUUCAGCAUUGAAAAAGAAGAUAAUUUAACGACUGAAUUUGAUGGGAAGAAAAAACGUGAUCCUCCAAUUGUUAGAGACCUUUAUCUUUCAUUAGAAGAGCUUUUUUAUGGAUGCACAAAAAAGAUCAGAAUAUCACGAAGGGUGCUGAACGAAGAUGGAGUCACCACCUGCUAUAGGAACAGAAUUUUAGUUGUGGAUAUCCAGCCUGGGUGGAAGGAAGGGACUCGAAUCACAUUCCCAGAAGAAGGUGAUCAGGGCCCAAAUAACAUUCCUGCUGACAUUGUGUUCAUUGUAAAGGAGAAGCCUCACCCUCGUUUCAGAAGAGCACAGAACGAUCUGGUGUACAAAACCCACAUCGACCUGGGAAAGGGUCUGACCGGCUUUUCUGUUGAAAUCGAGACUUUAGACAGCAGGCUUCUCAACAUUCCCAUCAAUGACAUUGUUCAUCCAAAUUAUGCCAAAAUCGUCACUGGUGAGGGAAUGCCGUUAUCCAAGGAUCCAGCACAGAAAGGAAACCUAAUAAUUCGGUUUGAAAUUCUUUUCCCUCACAGGAUACUUGCAGAAAAGAAACAGCUGAUAAAGCAAGCUCUUCUGCUUUAAACAGUAAUAAUAUGAAUAAUACAGAGGUCCUGGAGAAGGUAGACUUCAGGUCUGAAGGUCACCAGUAUUCCUUGUUAUUCAGCAGUUUCCCCUUGUACUAUUGUUUCUUUUCUUUGCCGCAUAUUCAGAUUUUGUCUGCACAUCAUGGGUGUCCAGUCCACAGACAUCAGUUAUGGUGUUAAGAUCAAUCAAAUCAUUGAUUUGUGUGUCUGUGCUGAGGACAAGUGGAGGGAUACUGAUUGGCCGCUAUAGUUUGCCUUAUUCUUUCAUCUUUUCCCUUGUUUAGGUGGGUCAUUUCCUAGUUGCAGUAACUCCGGUCCUCUUUAAGAAUCAAUUAUGUUACUGAAUCUACUGCCAGUUGAUUAUACGGAAAUGACCGUCCUGAAGGACAAACUCUUUUUUAUGUCAUCAUUCUUUCCAUGUGGGUACUUCAUUUCACCUGCCUUACAGUUGAAAUGACCCACUUGCUCAGUCAUCUUCAUUCGCUAUUGGGCAGUGUACCCUGCUGUCCUGAAUGACCACCAUUUCACCUCCACCACCACAACUGUGCUUCCUCACUGCAUACAUUGGUGGUGUUUUGUGAUGUAGCCCCUAUAGUGGAAUGUGGUGACACUGCAAGUAAGACUGUCCCUAUACUGUGUGCACAUUACAAGUAAUGUGAACUGGAAUUUGCUGCCACUUUCCUGUGUCUGUUUAAGGCUUCUUACGCAAAUGAGUGAAAGGAAUUCAACUCCAUAAUGAUGCAGAAUGGCUCAGACAUUGAACUGUAAAUGUAGAGGCUUUGUGAAAACGACAGGCAAGGAAAGCAAAGGAGAAUAAAGCUGACCCUUCACUACACAUCAGGCUCCUCUUUCUUCUUUGUCACUCUGCUUUUCACAGACUACAUUCGUGCAGGUUGUGUCCUUUUCACCAGGCUCUCUUAGUUCUUUAAUCUUCACCCCAAGCUGGGAUGCAUAAUUCACAGUAGAAACCGAGUGAUCCCAUCAGUAGUAAAGGCAGUUUAUGGGAGAGAUCGAGUUUUUUGCCCAUUGUUGACAUUUGGAUCCUUGAUGAGACCAGAUGGCUAUUGGGUCUUCUUACUGCCAUCACAUAAAUUGGGAUUGUAAAGUGAAAAUAAUUGAAGAAUAGAGCAAAAGCAGAAGGCCAGGAGGUACAGUUGGUUGGAUACAUACUAACAAUAUCAGUGGUAGAGCAAAGUUGAAGGAGUAAGCUGACAGACGUGAGAAGAAGCACAGGGCCAGCCGGUUGAGCACAUUCUCCAUACACCAUGAGCCUUUAGGUAGCUGUUUUGCUCACGCUGCUCUCAGUACUCCCUAUAGAUUUGUAUUCAGCUCUUACUCAUCGAUAAGUCAGCAUAGCAGGUAAACCAAGCCUGUUCUGGGAUUGUGUCACAAGACUCUUUCACACACAGCUUAUAUUGUUUCCUGAUGUAAACCACUUCUUCCAUGAAAGCUGCCCUUUGCACAAUUUUUUGUUUCCUCAAAACUGUUGAUAAUCAAUGCCUCGACCUGUCAGACCUGUGCCCUGUGUCAACCCAGGAAACAAAAUCCAUAAAACUAUGAGGUAAGCCACUUUUUGUCUUGACACAAAUAUUUUCACGUCUUUAAUAUGUGGUUAUGCUGUUAAGAGGGUUUGCCAGCCAGCUCCUCUAGCCUUCUAUUUUCAUGCUGUUUUUCCACUAUAGGGCUACAGGAGUUGCAACUAACAAUGAUGGGCACAAAGCAGGAAACGUCCCUUGUUCAAACACCAGUCCUUGACAGGUCACACUCAUGUGCACACUUAACACUCAUUCAAGUGGUCUUUGAGUGUAAGUGGGAUCAAGAUGACCAAGCGGAAAUCAAAGUAUAGAAUAUGCUAAGUAUUCACAAGAGAUUUGUCAGGAUCAAACCUUCAUCUCCAGCCUGCCAGGUACACUUUAAUCAAAUGGAUUUCAUUAGCAUGGCUUUUUUCCUUCUUCGAUUUGCUUUAUUCAUCUAAUGCCAAUUAGGAUCUGGGCCUAUCCAAGUAAAAAAGUGUAACACAGUAACUCAUCUGAAACAAGAUACAAAACCAUCAAAUUGUGAAACAGCCGCAUCUACUGUACAUCUGCCUCACGCUGAACCCAUUUAACCUAUGGAAAUAAGAAAAAUGGUGCAAAUACGGGGAAGAUUUUGUGGACUCCACUGUUACCUAGCCUGCAAUUUAACCAGGCUGUGGUCCAAUCUCUCUAAAAUGAUUGUGUUGCCUGUUACUUAAAAAUGACAUGUCUGUACAAUUAAAUCACUCAAAUACAAAAUAAAAGCCUCACUUUUGACGGACUGGUCAUGCGGAAUAAUCCAUAGCAUGAAUGCUGUAUACAGAGGUAUCCACACUUUCUUUUUGUCAACUUUCUUGUCUUUAGUGCAGGGUCAUGGAGAGCCUGUGGUCCCAACCCCUUGACAGAAAGCUGGUAUGUGACAGCACACUUACACCCAAAUGCAAGUACACACACACACCCAAUACACGCAUAUACCUGACAUGAUGUCUCUAGACAGUGGAGCACAGUUAAAUAUCAGCUUGUCGGGAUCUGGUAAAGUUUAUGGCAAUUAAACAAGCUACACAAUUGGUUUAAACAAAAAUAUAGUUAAGCCAGUAAUUAAGGUGACACUAAAAUAAAAAACAAGACAUUUGGUUUCUUUAGCUUUUCCUUAACUCGAUCAGUGAAACAAGGUGUGCUGUACCUGUAACAGCUUGGAGUCAACAUUAAUUCUUCUUCAUUUAUAAUUUUGGUCACAUGAAAUUCCAAAACAAAUGGAUGCUCCUUAAAAAAAAGAAGCCUUUUUUUAUUCCAAGAGCUACAAUAAAAUUUUUAUGCAAAAAGAUGCUGAAGGGGUCAUCAGCCAGCAAAGUUCAACUGAUGCGGUACUACAUUGACAUAAAUUCAGCUUCUCUGUGAAGCAGAAGUGGAGAGCAUUGUACUUAGAGUGUAUUCCCAGGGCUGAGUUUGGGAACUGCUGGCUAAUACUGUUCUAAAAUGGCAGAUUAUCCUAAAAUUCAGAGUUUGGCUGAGGUAAAAGACGCUUUAUAAUUAAAAUGUGUUAUCACCAGCAUUUGUUCAGAAGAAUGUCCAAAAACUCAAGUCUUCUUAACCAAAUGUUAAAAGUGCGAAGAUGUAAGCAACUCCUUCAAUCUUGUAGUACAGUUGGUGCCUCCAGGAAAUUCUUGAUAUACUGUACUGUAUAUGUUUAUUAUAUAUGUAUUUCGGAUUCCCAUUUACAACAAGAGGGAGCACCAGUGUACACCUGACAAGUGCCUCUCAUACACGAAAUGAUGAAGAAUGUCAGUGUAUGGCAGACAUCACUCUGCUAUCUUAGUGCUGAUUUCAUCACCCUUCCUUUUGUCUAUCUCUGUUUUAUGUCCUUUCUUAAUAAAUUUUUUCCUUCACCCA
This is a messenger RNA of Polypterus senegalus (gray bichir), 4320 nucleotides long. Its product is annotated as dnaJ homolog subfamily B member 13-like. Gene Ontology annotation, cellular component: cytosol. NCBI's taxonomy places the organism in Eukaryota, Metazoa, Chordata, Cladistia, Polypteriformes, Polypteridae. The record is from RefSeq and is a predicted model, not a curated record. The transcript is spliced from 8 exons. Bases 123 to 914 code for a protein of 263 amino acids. Gene Ontology annotation, molecular function: protein-folding chaperone binding.